Naumovozyma dairenensis CBS 421 is the source of this 1260-nucleotide messenger RNA. RefSeq names its product Yrb30p (gene YRB30). Gene Ontology annotation, molecular function: GTPase regulator activity. Bases 1 to 1260 code for a protein of 419 amino acids. The record is from RefSeq and is a predicted model, not a curated record. NCBI's taxonomy places the organism in Eukaryota, Fungi, Ascomycota, Saccharomycetes, Saccharomycetales, Saccharomycetaceae. Gene Ontology annotation, cellular component: cytoplasm; nucleus. The transcript has a single exon.
AUGGAUGAACUUCUAGCUAAGGCAGGAUCUCAAGCUGUCACGUUCGCAAUCAAAUCUGGUGUUUCCUUGGCAUCAUCAUUUGCUAUUAAAACAAUAGCGAAUUUUGUCACCCAAAUCCCUAAAAGUGAUGCCAAAAGGAUAGAAUAUUUAAGAGCUAAAUUAGAAAAUAGGAUAGAAAUAGUCUCAUCUGCCAUUGAUCUUAUCAAGUUGGUUGCCGCAAGGGGCAAUACCAAUUUAGAGAGCACUCUUCGUUUAACAAGAGAUCUAAAAGAUGAAAUUGAUUCCUUCGACAAAAAGAUGAUAAAUUUAACUGAUAAAGUAAGGCAAUCUAAGACUGGUAAGUCUCAAGAACUUGCCAUUAAAUCUGUAGAAUCAUACAUCGAAGAUCUACUCACCAGAAUAGAGGAGGUUACACCAUUCAUUAAUUUAGCUUUGACCACUACAGGAACUCAUUUAAGCACAACAUUACCAGAACAAGUUUCACCUGGAUUAUUAUUACAAGCGUCAAAUUACGUCAUUGAAUCAAAUGCUGCAAGAUUGAAGGCCUCGAAUGUCGAGGUUCAAGUAGGUCCAUCAUUUCAGACUACUAUCUUCUCUGUAUUUUAUAAUUUAAGUCCUGGUGUAAGCUCCAAGGCUAGGAUAAUUUGGAAAGAAGAUAUGAGGAGAGCCUAUAUAAAAGUUUUGAGGAUCAAGUCAAAGACAACACCAUUCAAGUAUAAACUGAGGAUUGAACAGAGUUUCAAUGAUGAAAGAUAUCAUAAUGUUGAAGAUGGAGAAGAAGUACCACAAGUUAUUGAAUUCAACUUAGAUCAAAUUUCCAAAUUAUUCUUCAGUGUAUCAGGAAAGCUCUUACGAUUAGAAGAAAGAGAUACACCUGUGCUUGUUUUGAAAACCACCAAGCCUAAUCUGGAAGAUAAAGAUAGUCCUGAAAUAAACUGGUAUGCCUUUGGACAAUACGAUAUUUUACCACGGACCGACUCUGGAGAAAAAGAAGAAGAAGAAGAAGAAGAGGAAGAAGAAGAAGAAGAAACGAAUAAUGGAUGCCCAGCUUCCUAUUCUUGUUCUAUAUCAUUACUGGAACACAUCAUUCGACUUUCGACUUUACAAGAAAAUGACAGAAAGAGUGUCCUAGAAGUGAAUGAUGAAAGGCUUUCUAUAUAUUUAAACAAUGAAAAUCCGGUAGCUGUCACGACCACGAAGAAAGAGGUUGAUAAUGUCGCAAAACAAAUCAAGCAUCUGAACUUAAACGUACCAAGUUGA